GUCGACCGGUGAAGGGAGCGGAUCGUUGUCCGACUCGUUGCGCGGCGAGCAAAUCGCGGGUAAAAUGCCGUCGAGUUGAUAGUUCACUCGGUCCAAUACUCAAAUUCGAGACUAUAGUCCAGUGAACCAGGACGAGCAAAGGACUUGGAGAAUGCUGAGGACACAACGACUCUUCAACAGCAUCGCGAUUCAUUCCUCGUGGAGUCUGGAGAACAAGCAUCUGAAGAGUGCAUAUAAGGAAGUGUCAAAUAACUGAGUCAAUCCAGAAAUUAUUGUGUAAAAAAAACUAGUGAAAGCGGUUGAAUAAGCGUCUCUGAUAUCGACUCGACAUUUUCGUCCGAUCGAAAGAAAGAUCUCUCUUGAGAAGUUCCUUCGAGAGUGGUGCGCGAGUGCAAUCUUCUCCUAGAGAAGAGCCUUCCUUAGCAAGAUCCCGCGGAUGUUCGCGUAUCGAGUUGGUUCCUGGUUAGCUGAAUCGUCGAUGUGAUCGCGUCGUUUUGUCGAUCCCGUGGAGAGAAUGAUAUUGGUGUACGGGAUCAUCCUGCCCCUCGUGGGAAGCGUCACGUUCGCCCUAGGACUAAAGUGCGGCCAUCCGGCUGUGCCGAUGAACGCCAAAGUAUCGUUGUCUGACGAAUCUUUAACGGUCGGCACCAUUGCGAAGUACACCUGCGAUACUGGCUACGAGUUGUUUGGAACCGGUAGUUUGACGUGCAAUGCCCGAGGAAAAUGGCAGGGUGAUCUACCGUUUUGCGGUACAAAUGUGGGUUUUCGCAAACCGGCAAAUCAAUCGACAACCGUAAGGGGCGGAAACGCAAAUCACGGUAAUGACGGUGACUUCAGUACGGAACAUGACGGGAAAAGAUGCACGGAAACUCAAAGUGAGCCCAGUCCCUGGUGGAGGGUCGACCUUCUCAAGCCGUAUUCCGUCAAGGUUGUCCGGGUGACGACGCGAGGCUGUUGUGGUCAUCAACCUCUUCAGGAUAUUGAGAUAAGAGUGGGUAACAGCAGUGCUGAAUUGCAACGCAAUCCUUUGUGCGCCUGGUUUCCCGGUACUAUUGAGGAGGGUAUCACGAAAACCUUCGUUUGUGCCAGAGCUCUAGUGGGCCAAUACGUUUUUCUACAACUUGUUGGUGUCGAGGGUAGUUUAAGCCUAUGCGAGGUGGAAGUUUUUGCCACGGAUGAAUUCUCGAUAGAUAGGUGUGCACAUGCCGGUACGCCCGCUGAAGCCGACUUAACCGCCUUCAAUUCCACGUGUUAUGAAUUCAUAGUAAAGAAGGGUGGUUCUUUCCAAGAGGCGAGAAAUUAUUGCAAGAACCGCGGAGGUGAUCUCGUUCAUGGUUUUCAGGGCGUAUCAUCUAUAUUUAUCCUGAAUAAUUUAGAAAGGCGAAAGGAUAAAUUGAAGACCCAGCUGGUCUGGAUCGGAGCCCAGAAGGAACCGCAGAUCACGGCUCGAACGUGGCGAUGGGUUGACGGCGAGAUUGUGCAGAAGCCAUCCUGGGGCAAAGACCAGCCGAAUAAUUACAACGGCGAACAAAAUUGUGUCGUGCUGGACGGAGGUCGCGGCUGGCUCUGGAAUGAUGUCGGUUGCAACCUCGAUUAUCUACACUGGAUCUGCCAGAGCAGACCGCCGAUCUGUGGCAGUCCCGAAAAAUCGGAGAAUACUACGAUUGUGGGAUCCAAGAGAACGAUAGGCUCCACGAUAGAAUAUGUUUGCCCGGACGGUUAUAUGUUGGUUGGAUCGAAGUCCAGAAUAUGCGGACCGAGCGGUUUUUGGAGCGGCGACGUGCCCACGUGUAAAUUUGUCGACUGCGGCGUUCUACCGGAUUUGGAGAACGGUGCUGUCACUUUACUCAAGGACAGAACCACGCACGGUGCUCUCGCGGAGUACACGUGUAAAGAAAAUUACACGCUAGUGGGUGACACAAGACGAAGAUGCGGAGACGGUGGUAUCUGGAGCGGACACCAGCCCCAAUGUCUAUUUGACUGGUGUCCCGAGCCACCGGAAGUGAAUGGCGGCGUUGUGACAACUAACGGAAAAAGAGUGGGCUCUAUUGCUACUUACUCCUGCCAAAAUGGAUUUAUUUUGUUUGGUGAUAAUGUUCUCACAUGCAAUAUCGGGGGCGAAUGGUCCGGCAAGACGCCGCAGUGCCGAUUUGUCGAUUGCGGGGCUCCGGCUCAGAUUGAGUUCGGAACAGUCGUCUUAACUAACGGCACGACUACAGUGAACAGUUUAAUCGUCUACACGUGUCGACAGGAUUACUGGUUGAUAGGCGAAGGAAAACAAGAAUGCACCAAAGAGGGCAAGUGGAGUCAGGAUACGCCAUCGUGCGAAUUAAUUACGUGCGAGGAACCGGAAGUACCGAGAGGAGGAUACGUGGUGGCCUAUGAUCUUAAUCAUAGUGUUCAUAGUGUUAUCGAAUAUCACUGCGACUUGGGUUAUUUACUUCACGGUGAGGCCAAGCAUUCAUGCGGCAAAGAUGGAGAAUGGACGGAAGAAGUUCCGAGUUGCGAGUAUAUCGAUUGCGGCAAGGUUCUUCCGGUUUUGAAUGGUGCUGUGGAUUAUGCGAACGGAACGACUCAUCUGGGCAGUGAAAUUACAUACAGUUGCACGAGGAAUUACAGAUUAAAUGGAGUUUCAAGAAGAUAUUGCCUGGACAACGGUCAAUGGAGUGACGCUACUCCGAAAUGCGAAGAGAUUCGUUGUACGGAGCCUGUACUAGCGGAACACGGAAUUCUUUCGGUGACCGGAAACGAUCGAAUGUACGGAAGGACACUGAUUCGCACAGGAACCGCGGAAAAUUCAAACACGGGUGCGACUUCAUAUAAGAUCGGGGCCUUAGCAAAGUAUAGGUGCGAGAGAGGAUACAAAGUGGUCGGAGAACCUCUGUCUACCUGCGAGGAGAAUGGAAAGUGGAGCGGCGAAGUACCGCAAUGCGUCUAUGUUGACUGUGGUAAACCCGAACACAUUCAACACGGACAUUACACGUUGACGUCGAAUGCAACGUACUAUGGUGCAGCUGCACUUUACGAAUGCGACGGUAAUUUCGAGUUAGAUGGCUUUGCCAGAAGAUUGUGCCUUGAAAACGGUACCUGGAGCAGCGAUACUCCUGUCUGUCGAGAAAUUCGAUGCAAAGAUCCUGAGAAAACCGGUGUACUAUCGACGCAAGUAUCAACUCACAGUGUAGGUGGAGUGGCUCAUUAUAGCUGCCCACGUGGAUUUUACAUGGAAGGAAAUGAAACUAGGAUUUGUUUACAAAAUGGAUCUUGGAGCGGCACAACGCCCGCUUGUUUCUCUGUAGAUUGCAAGCAUCCGGGAUCGAUAGAGAACGGUCGAGUGAUAAUAGUGAAUGGAUCGACGACUUACGGAGGAGCCGCGGAGUAUCACUGUUUACCGCAGUAUGAAAGAGUCGGCAUAUUCCUGAGAAAGUGUAUGGACACAGGAUUUUGGAACGGCGAGGAACCAAAAUGCGAAUUGGCUGCGAACGAAGUGGCAGAGCCUCAAGGUGUUGGGACGAGCGUCGGUAUCGGAGCUGGCGUGAUUAUAUUUAUAUUAAUUAUUCUCGGACUAGUCUACCUUAGGCUGCGAAAAGCUACGCCGGUGAAAAAUACCGAGAAUGUUCAGGCAGCGGAAAGAAAGGAGGAUCAAAAUGCUGCCGUUAUGUCUUACGCAACAUUGAACGACGGCACGCCUAAUACUAUGUAUGAAAAUGUCCCCGAAGAUGGUCUCUAUGAUAAUCCAUACAGUUUAAGUGGUAGUGCAUAUAGGUACAACGGACAGCCGAGAAGAACGUACGGCAGAUCUGGACAUUACGAGGCUGAACCGGUUCCUAACAGAAACGGAAUAACUAUCAACGGCGUAUCUGUGCGAUAGUUCGAAAUUCCAUCGGCCCUCUUUGUCUUCAUCGAGAAUCGCGCGCAAUUUUCGCCGUUCGCAAGACGAUACCCCGGGAAAAAUUUUUUAUAUAUAAUAAUAUAAAAUUAUGCAUAU
Molecule: messenger RNA, 3985 nt
Organism: Nylanderia fulva
Lineage: Eukaryota; Metazoa; Arthropoda; Insecta; Hymenoptera; Formicidae
Gene: fw
Product: CUB and Sushi multiple domains furrowed
Source: RefSeq, a predicted model, not a curated record